Molecule: messenger RNA, 2030 nt
Organism: Thlaspi arvense
Lineage: Eukaryota; Viridiplantae; Streptophyta; Magnoliopsida; Brassicales; Brassicaceae
Source: the annotation of a GenBank genome assembly
CAUCGGUCAUUGCUUCUACCCGUAACCCAAUCUUUUCUCACACACAAAACAUAACGCGAGAAAAAGAAAAAAAAAAUAUAGAGCGAUUGAUUUUUCUUCUUCUUCUUCCUCCUCUGGGUCUCUCUGGUGGUGACGGAUUCACGGAUUCAUAAGGAAUUAAAUUAUCUUGUUAAAUUAAUCGAAUCGAAGCGUAAGGAAUUGGGGAAGAGGGGUUUCUGCGUGAAUUCUGUGGCUAAUCAACUCGAAAGAAGGGUUUUGAGAUUUGGGUUGUUUUGAUUGGAUUCUGGUUAUGGGUUUAGGCAACAAGGUUAACAAAUUCAAUUUCGGUGAAAAUGAUCUCGCCGACGAGGGUAGUGGCGCCGAUGGCGAUUCUCGCGACGAGGGAGAUGGGUUUGGCUCGGUUGCGUGCUCGAUUUGCCUCGAGACGGUGGCUAAAGAUGGCGAUCGAGCGUGGGCUAACCUUCAAUGCGGCCACCAGUUCCAUCUCGAUUGUAUUGGUUCAGCUUUCAAUGCAAAGGGAGUGAUGCAAUGCCCUAACUGCCGGAAAGUAGAAAAAGGCCAGUGGCUUUACGCAAACGGUUGCCGUUCAUACCCUGAGUUCAAUGUAGAGGAUUGGGUUCAUGAGGAAGAUAUCUAUGAUAUCGGAGGAUACUCUGAAAUGUCUUUUGGAGUUCACUGGUGCCCAUUUGGAAGCUCAGCGCGUCUUCCUUCUUUCGAGGAUGGAGAAUUUUCACCGAGUUCAUAUCACGAUCUCUUGGGCCAGCAAGGUUACUUUACAGAGCCAGCGGCGCCGACAGCGGGUCACCCAUGUCCAUAUGUAACCUACUUUGGCCCGGUUCAUUCGUCUUCCUCAAGCACAGGCGGUGCUGCAGGCGUUUCAGACAGUUCAAGUUUCAGCAGUCACUGGAACACGGGCUCAUCGGUUUCCGGUGAAGUCCCAACUCCUUUUGGUUUCCCUGUUGAUCCGCACUAUCACGGCUGGGAUUAUCACUCGCCUCCACCCCCACCGCCACAGCACUUCUCUGCUUCUGGCGCUCACGUUGGCAGUCCAACUCAGCCCACACCUCCAACUGCUGCUGCGAGGAUUUCCCGAACCAACGGCUCAGAUGUGAUCAGACCCAGACCGCCGCAUUUCAUGCGUCCAUUUCAUGGUCACAGUUCCAGUGGAAGAGCGGGGAGCUCGGUGGCGUCUGUGACGAGGACACCGCCAUUUCCGGGAAGCAACGCUCGGACGCUGGACAGAAUGCAAGCUCUUCAAGCCUAUUACCAUCAGUCUUCUGCACAGUCACACCAACCCGAUUCGCCUAUAGUCUCUCGUGGGCCUGUUUUCCCUUCUGGCCGGAGGCCCGGUAGAGGAUUAGCUUCCGGGAUGGGAUCAUCUUCUUCUUCUUCGGAUCAGGCUGGCGGGAGCGGGUUUAUCCGGUUUAACAUAUGGGAGAGGGAUCCUUAUAUGCAAUCGCAACAAGCCUACCCGGUUAACCAGAUGGACAGAGAACCAUCCAUUUGGGCAUCUUCACUCAAUGAAGGAUCUGGAAGCUUCCAUCACAGGCAUGGCGGCGGAGGAUCAUCGUAAGAGUUGAGUCAGUAGCCGGCGAGAUUCUCCCCGGUCAGGCAAUUCUCAUGAACGCUGGACCAAAACAAAACAAAAACAAAAGAAGAAAAUACAUUGGGAAUUUGAUAUUUGAGAAAACCUGAAAACUGCAUGCUCAAGUUAUGUGAUGAGUUGAUAAUCUUAAAACACAAAAUGAAUGGUAUGUAAUGGUUUGGAGAGAGACUGCUUCCCCUGUUGAUGGUGACCGUGCGGUUCGAGCCGGUUUGGGUCUGGUUUGGAUCCGGGAAGCAAAAGGUCGUUGGAUAUUUGUUUUUUUUUUAUAUGUGGCUACAAUGGGUAUCGAAGGGAAAAUACCCUUAUGGAACUUUUUUUUCUUUCUGGAUAUGUUUAAUUGUUAAAUUUUAAGUACUGACUUCUUUCUCUUCGGCCUAUCACAAUUUUCUACUGGUGUUUGUUUUCUAUGCAAAAUAAAAUUAAG